ACACCCCUUAUUUGCCAAUCGAUCGCCACAAAAGGCAUGCUAGAGUUUCUACUCUAUGGAAAUUCACCAACACUGGCCGCGCCUCCUACCUACACUGUCACGCUGAGCUGUAACAUUCACAAAUGGUCAGCCUGCUGCAAGACCGCUUUUCACAUCGGCGACCACAUGAGAAGAGACUAGGAGGACAGCUCGACAAACUGAAAUAAUGAAGUCUGUGGAACGUUUUUUUGAUGAGCUGGGUCACUUUAAAAGGUUCCAGGCAUGUGUGUAUUUUGCAGCUGUUUUUCAGGCCAUCUCCUGUGGAAUUCACUAUUUGGCAUCAGUGUUCCUGGCUGAGACUCCCAAGUUUGUCUGCGGUGCGCCCGGAAACAUCACCGCCGCCAUGGUUGCCAAUUACAGUGGCUCAGGAUUGGAGGACAUCUGGAGUCACUGGAACCCGGGACAAGGCUUCGUCCUUGUGGAGACGGAGAUUGGCGAACUGUGGGAGCUCAAUAAGUGCAGUCGGUCCAGGCGGACAGACAGUUUUGACUUUGACUACUCUUUCAGUGGUAAUAAGAGCGAGUUCCCCUGUUCAGAAGGGUUUGUCUACGAUCGCACCAACAUCCAGCAAAGUAUUGUAACAGACUGGAACCUGGUCUGUGACAAGGAAUGGCUAGCAAAGCUCACCCAGCCCUCCUUCAUGUUUGGAGUCCUCAUCGGAGCACUCAUAUUUGGAGACAUUGCCGACAGAGUGGGCAGGCGUACAGUCAUGAUGUUUACAAGCACAUGCCAGUUUGUGCUUGGAAUUGCUGUUGCCUUUACCGCCAACUAUUACGUCUUCAUUGUCAUUCGUUUCAUGCUGGCCAUGGUGUCCAGCGGCUACCUGGUGGUAGUGUUUGUGUACGUGACAGAAUUCACUGGGAUCAGAGCUCGGACCUGGACCUCCAUGCACGUCCACGCUUCCUUUGCGGUAGGGGUCAUGGUGGUGGCGCUAGUUGGAUACCUGGUGCGGGUCUGGUGGAUCUAUCAGAUCAUUCUGUCCCUGCCUACAUUUCCCUUCCUUCUGGUGUGCUGGAAGCUGCCAGAGACCCCAUUCUAUCUGCUGGCCAAGGGCAGAUACAAGGAAGCCCAGGACCUCAUUGACAAGGUGGCUGAGUUCAACGGUGUUGCCAACCCUUGUAGGGUGUCCGACCUACUGCAGCCUGAGGAGAUGGACAUGCUGGAGAGAGACCAGGAUGCAACACCAGAGAGGAAACUCAGCAUCCUGGAUCUGUUUGGUACCUGGAAAAUGGCUGGCAGGACUAUCACUGUGUGGCUGGUGUGGUUCAUUGGAAGCUUAGGAUACUACGUGUUCUCACUGGGAUCUGUCAAUCUGGGAGGAAACCAGUACCUAAACCUGUUUCUUGCAGGAGCAGUGGAGCUUCCUUCCUACAUCGUCGGCUGCUUUGCAAUGGAUAAACUGGGAAGGAGAAACACUCUGGCCCCGUCCCUUAUUCUCAGUGGAACAGCGUGUGCCCUUAUUAUCGUUGUGCCGCAGAACAUUGCAAUUUUGGCUAUCAUUCUGAGCAUGACAGGGAAGUUUGCGAUUGCUAUAGCCUUUGGGCUCAUCUACCUGUACACAUGCGAGUUGUACCCUACUAUCAUCAGGUCUCUUGCUGUUGGUAGUGGAAGUAUGCUGUGCCGUGUUGGAAGUGUAGUUGCACCCUUCUGUGUGUAUUUAGCAUCUGUUUGGACCUUCUUACCACAGGUGAUCGUUGGCAUCUUGGCCCUCCUGAUUGGGGUGCUGACUCUGCUGCUCCCAGAAACCCUGGGGAAACCCCUGACAAGCACCCUGGAGGAGGCUGCAGCACUCGGAUCUAAGAAAGAACCCGAAUGCACACAAGCAAACAGCACAUCGGGAGAGAAAAUCGAAAUGAUCCAAAAGUCUGAGCUUCCAGGACUUGCAAUAUAAAGAUGCGCCUUGGUGUUUUGUAUGCAUACAUUUUUUUUUUUUUUUUUUUUAAAUCCGUGCAAGAAUAAUAUCAGCAAAGACCUACAUUUGAGUCUGUAAAAAUGCAGCAAAUUGAAUGAAUGAAUGUAAUUGUCUUUGUGGUAGCUGUAAAGCAGCGGUAUUCAUCGGCACUCCUGAACCUCUCAAGGACCCUCCCUAUGAGCAGAACAACCAAGGUGCAUUCCAUGGACUUUAUACUGUCGUCUUCUUUACAGCAAGACACACAGGACCGAACAGCUACCUCUAGCUACACUGCAAUACUUUCCCAAUGAAAUACGAUGUCCUAAAUCCCUGAGAAGGGUGUUACUCUAACAAAACUUGCAGUACGAAGUUUGAAAAAUGUGCUUAGGGAUGAUGUCUGUCUCCACGGUGCACUAAUGUAUCUAAGCCAUUGAAGUACUGUAUUGGCAGGUUUCAAUAUUUCAGUAUUUUUCAGAUUAAUGGUGGGGAAUUGCAGAUCUAGUCUGCUGUGCUGCCCGACUUGUUGUGACACUGAGCUAGAGCUCACUCAGGCCAUUGCAUAUGGAACAGAUAGUCAUUCUUGAGCCAUGUGAGUGAAGUGCUGCUUUCUGCAAUACCACAGCCUGUGCCAAUGUACUGUUUCUGUAACAACGGUAAUGCAUUCUGUAACCCUGGUGCAGCCACAUCAAGAAAUAUUAAAGAAACCGUAUUCAUAUAUACUGUAGUAUUGAAAAUAAAACUACAAUUGGAAUAAAAA
Molecule: messenger RNA, 2687 nt
Organism: Acipenser ruthenus (sterlet)
Lineage: Eukaryota; Metazoa; Chordata; Actinopteri; Acipenseriformes; Acipenseridae
Gene: slc22a16
Product: solute carrier family 22 member 16
Exons: 8
Coding region: 206-1930 (574 amino acids)
Biological process (GO): transmembrane transport
Cellular component (GO): membrane
Source: RefSeq, a predicted model, not a curated record